AUGCCGGAAAAUGCAACAAAUUAUGAUGGAAUCAAGACAAUGUGUGGACCAAAUUUCAAAUUGGCGACUCUCGACAGAAUCGAUCUGAUUGGAAUUGUCGAGAGAAUAUUCAGACCAUCGACUUCAGUUUGGAUGGAUUUCCUCACAAAUUAUAUAGGAAUCUAUUUGGAGAAUAUUCAUAAAUCAGAUGAUCUAGCAGAAGACGAUGAAUAUUUCGAUUUGAGGGAACAAUUUAAUGGCAAAUUUGGCUAUAUCAAACCACUAGAUAUCAAGGAUGACAAUAUUCUUUUCAUUUGCGAAAAACCAUACAAAGACUCAUAUUCUGCAGUAAGUGGUGAUGUUGGAAAAUAUUCCGAGAUAUUCUUUGAAGAAUACGCACUACCGAAUAAUCUAGUGUAUCCGACAUUUGGAAAAUAUGGAUUCAACGAGGAUCAUUCGGUGAAUCUCUCAAUUCCUUCGAAUUAUUUCUCGCAGACCAAAUAUGUUCACACCGGAAUUAAAGAAACCAAUUCAACAAGGUUGUGCGAUGGAUUCGAAAAUGAAGACAUCUGUAAUGCAAGAAGGAAUAUGACGCCAUCGAUGAUAAUGAUAACAGAUGCAGGUAAUUGGCAAUUAACAUCGGCUCCUUUCGGACAGCGUUCUCCAAUGUAUUGUCAUUCACCGAUCGCUAAAGAUGGCUGGGACUACCAUCUUGGAAUCCAAACGUGGGAUGAUGGAUUUGCUCAGGAUUAUUAUGUUGGAAAAAAUCCAGUUUUUGACUUCUUCUGGUCAUUAUGGGAUAAGACUUAUUCGCCUGGACCGCCAGGACAACGCAUAGUUCUUACGAAAAACAAGCUUCUUAAGACUUUACACUAUUGUGGAAGAACUGGAGGAGAAAUCACAAAAGACAUCGUGUGGUGUUUAGAUUUUAUUUUCAAGGGGACCACAAGAUCCGAUGCGAUUAUGUAUUGGUACGUCACAUUGAUGGAAUUGAUUUGCCCAAAGGAGCUUCUUGCUCGAUCCCUUCGAAACGUCUAUCUUACGGAUAUCAUGUCCAAGACGAAAGAAGCAAUUAGGGAGCUUUUGUUGCCAACGAGCAACCGAUGGAAGUCCCGAUUUGAUUUCAAUGAUAUAUAUGAGAAAAUGAAAGAAGGCGAACCGAAGAUUAUCGUCUGCGACGAGAAAUUCGUCGGCGUAUCGAAAACCAUGUGGCAUUUGUAUACGAACAGUACCGGAAAUGUUACAAUCGAAACCUCAAUUCUUUUCCGUGGAAGACCUUUCCGAUUCCGUGUCACAACCGACGUUUACGAAGAAAAACAUUUUCGAGUCAACUGGGAUUUCGACAUCGCCUUUGAUCUGCUUAUGGCAAGCUUCUUCCUUAAUUGA
Molecule: messenger RNA, 1365 nt
Organism: Caenorhabditis bovis
Lineage: Eukaryota; Metazoa; Nematoda; Chromadorea; Rhabditida; Rhabditidae
Source: the annotation of a GenBank genome assembly